AUGUUAACACAAUGCGUGUUUGAGUCUGUGGUGCAGCUACAGUUUAAUGACGAAGAAAAAUAGGUUAUGUAGUUAUUUUACAAAUAUUAAACCACAUGUAAUUCAUUUUUUAAAAAUGGGACGUAAACACAAUAAAUUUAGGAAAAACCACCAUUUUAAUCACAUAAAGAAGGGCCAGAAUGAACCAAGUAAUCAAGAGAAUACUAUUACUAGACCACUUUAUAAUGACAUUAUCAGAGAAAAUGAAAAAUUUUGCCAAUAUUAUAAAACUCUUGGGGUAUGCAAAAAAGAAGAAUUUGAUGAAUUCAUAUCUUAUAUGAAAACUGAUCUACCGGCUACCUUUAGAAUAACAGGAUCUAAAGGAGUAGCGAAUAAAUUGUUAGAAAUUGUUCAAGAUCAGCUAAUCAAAGAGUGUGUAAACCAAGCUGAUGGAACAGAUAAACCUUCCAUCUUUCCAAUUCCAUGGUAUCCUAAUAACCUCGCUUGGCAAAUGGAACUUACAAGAAAAGAUAUAAGAAGGUGUGAAGCUUAUUAUAAACUUCACAACUUUUUGAUUACCGAAACAGAAAAUGGGACCAUAUCAAGACAAGAAACAGUCAGUAUGAUCCCUCCGCUGGUUUUAGAUGUUCAACCUCAUCAUAAGGUGCUAGAUAUGUGUGCUGCUCCAGGGUCAAAAACAGCACAACUAUUAGAACUGUUGCAUGCAAAUGAAGAUCCAAUACCAUCCGGCUAUGUAAUUGCCAAUGAUAUUGAUAAUAAACGUUGUUAUAUGUUAGUUCAUCAAGCAAAAAGGUUAAAUUCACCGUGUGUUGCUAUUAUCAAUCAUGACAGUGCCAUUUUACCAAAUUUGCUAACCACUGCAGCAGAUGGAUCCACAGAACAGGUGCAAUUUGACAGAAUCUUAUGCGAUGUGCCAUGUUCCGGAGAUGGUACAUUGAGAAAAAAUCCUGAUAUAUGGAUGAAAUGGACAGCAGCAAAUGGUCUAAACUUACAUGGAGUACAAACAAGAAUACUAAAAAGAGGCAUCGAUUUAUUAGCUGUCGGUGGAAAAUUGGUAUAUUCCACUUGUUCUAUUAAUCCAAUUGAAAAUGAAUCUGUAAUUCACAGGAUUUUGUCGAUGUACGAAAACGUUUUAGAGCUUGUUGACGUAUCUAAUGUCUUACCAGGCCUCAAGUACUCGCUAGGUAUGGAAGAAUGGUUAGUAUCAAGUAGAAAUUUGGAAUUUUAUAAGACGUUUGAGGAAGUUGAUGAAAAAUGGAGAACUACUAUUAGACCACAAAUGUUUCCUCCAAAACCCGAAGAUAGAGACAAAUACAAAUUGAAUAGAUGCAUUCGAAUCCUACCCCAUCAUCAGAACACUGGUGCAUUCUUUGUAGCUGUCUUAAAAAAACUGAAACCCCUUACAUCGAAAGAAAAAAUGUGUGAAGUGAAAGAACAAGCUGAUGAUAUCCAAGAAUCUAAAAAGCGUGCAAAUGAAAUGAAUUUUCCACCAAAUUCAAGAAAGAAACGGAAGAAAGACGUCUACAAAGAGGAUCCAUUCGUUUUUUUCUCCGAUGACGAACAAGUUUGGAAUGAUAUUAAAAAUUUCUAUCAGAUAUCAGAUAAUUUUGAUUCAAGGUGCCUUUUAACAAGAUGUCGUGUAGGAAAAAAGAAGAAUAUCUAUUUAACGUCUGAUGCUGUUCGAAAUUUAGUUGUAUCUAACCAAGGAAACGUCAAAUUUAUUAAUACUGGAAUUAAAGCCUUCGUUAGAUGUGAUAAUAAAAAUAUGAAAUGUGCUUUUAGGAUAGCAAAUGAUGGUUUGGAAAGUAUUUAUCCCUAUAUUGGAGACAGUAGGAAAGUUUAUAUACCAAAAGAUGAUUUAAUUACGUUGUUAAUGAAUGAUAAUCCUCAGCGAUCUCCACCUAUAGUAGACUUGUCGGAACAAAUACAAAAACAAGUUGAAAAUUUGAGUCCAGGCAGUUGUGUCCUUAUUUACAAAGAUGAAUCAAAUUCGAGUGAAAAUCCUUUGGUAAUACAUAUAAGCGGUUGGAGAGGAACUACAUCAUCAAGGUGUUACAUGGACAGGCAUAGUACUGUUCAUUUACUAAGAUUGCUUGGUGGAGAUAUUUCUAAGUAUGAUGUGAACAAAUUCAAAAAGACAAGUCAAAACUCGAAAGUAGAUAAUGAAAUUGAUGAAGUUCAAAAUGAAUUGUCACAGAAAAGUGAAGAUGAAGAAGAAAAAGGAGCAACAUAACCCAUUUAAUACUUAAAAUGUAUUUUUAGAAAUAAAUGUAUCACAAAAA
This is a messenger RNA of Diorhabda carinulata, 2282 nucleotides long. It is a transcript of the gene Nsun2, whose product is annotated as tRNA (cytosine(34)-C(5))-methyltransferase. The coding region runs from base 47 to 2233 and encodes 728 amino acids. The record is from RefSeq and is a predicted model, not a curated record. Gene Ontology annotation, biological process: tRNA methylation. Lineage: Eukaryota; Metazoa; Arthropoda; Insecta; Coleoptera; Chrysomelidae. Gene Ontology annotation, molecular function: tRNA (cytidine-N5)-methyltransferase activity; tRNA binding. Gene Ontology annotation, cellular component: cytoplasm; nucleus. The transcript has 13 exons.